AUGGUUCGGAUAAGCGAGGCGAUCAAAGAUGAUCACCGACGACUCGAGUCUUAUUACAAUAUCAUCGUCAACUCCGAAGAUGAAGACGAACAAACGAGAUUUCAAAAUCAAUUUACCUGGGAACUUGCACGACACGCCGUCGCCGAGGAGCUAGUAGUGUUUCCCGCACUGGAAAAGCUUCGACCUGACAGCAAGGAGAAGAUUGAUGAUGAUCGACGUGAGCAUUCAGCACUCAAAGAGAUGCUCUACGCCUUCCAGGAUUUAAACAGUUCUGACCCUCGCUUCCUCCCUACAAUUACAAUGCUGAUGGAAGGCCUUGCCAAGCAUAUGCGAGACGAAGAAUCAACCGACCUGGUUAUAUUGGAGGAGACCCUUUCUUCCGAUGAGAGCGAACAGCUGGGUAAAUCUCUUAGCCGUACUAAGAUGUUCGUGCCCUCUCGCUCGCAUCCAUAUGACCUGGACAAUCCACGCUUCGAGACUGUAGCCGACCUGCUCACGGCCCCGCUAGAUCAUCUCCAGGAUUUGUUUCGAAAGUGGCCGGAGGAGGAAAGCCUGUUAACCUCGCCCAUUGAGUAG
Penicillium digitatum Pd1 is the source of this 576-nucleotide messenger RNA. RefSeq lists its product as uncharacterized. Lineage: Eukaryota; Fungi; Ascomycota; Eurotiomycetes; Eurotiales; Aspergillaceae. The record is from RefSeq and is a predicted model, not a curated record.